Messenger RNA from Fonsecaea pedrosoi CBS 271.37, 477 nucleotides. RefSeq lists its product as uncharacterized. Lineage: Eukaryota; Fungi; Ascomycota; Eurotiomycetes; Chaetothyriales; Herpotrichiellaceae. The record is from RefSeq and is a predicted model, not a curated record. The transcript is spliced from 4 exons. The coding region runs from base 1 to 477 and encodes 158 amino acids.
AUGACCAGCCAGAAGCGUAUCACCAAGGAACUUGGUGAACUCACCACUUCUCCCCCUGCCGGAAUCACGGUCGCUCUGGCCGAUGAGGCGAAUCUCUUCGAGUGGAAAGUCACCAUGGAGGGACCAGCUGGAUCGCCGUAUGCUGGCCACCUCUUCAACCUCUCCUUGACCCUCCCACCAAACUACCCUUUCAAGCCGCCAACCGUGACUUUCACCACCAAGAUCUACCACCCAAACAUCUCCAAUGACUCUCCACCAAACUCCGGCACCAUGUGCUUGGGCAUGUUGAGAGAGUCGGAAUGGAAGCCGAGCACCAAAGUCGCCGCGGUCCUGGAAUUCGCUCGUCAAUUGUUGAAAGAACCAAACCCCGACGACGCCGUCGAAGGCAAGAUCGCAGACCAGUAUCGCAACGACUACGGCGCGUACGAGAAGGAAGCCCGUGAGUGGGUCAAGCGCUAUGCGACGGUCAAGAAAUGA